This is a messenger RNA of Rhinichthys klamathensis goyatoka, 4958 nucleotides long. It is a transcript of the gene golga3, whose product is annotated as golgin A3. The transcript has 24 exons. The record is from RefSeq and is a predicted model, not a curated record. Bases 245 to 4759 code for a protein of 1504 amino acids. NCBI's taxonomy places the organism in Eukaryota, Metazoa, Chordata, Actinopteri, Cypriniformes, Leuciscidae.
GGAACCUUUCAUUUUGAGGUAACCGUUGUGAGACGGAUCUGUUUGAAGGACGGAACCUAAACAGCCACGUAGUAUAGACAGGAGCACGUCUAAGGUUCACCAAGGACUGAAGCCGUCUGCACCAUCCAGGCCAUCCUGCAGUCUCAACCAAAGUUUACCAAGCAUGAAGUAAAGUUGAAUUGCACUAGUGAGGCCCAUCUAAUUUUUUAAUGGAUGCUAGAACAGCAUCUGUAUUUCAAGAGAUAUGGAAAAUGGAAAUAAUGAAACGGCCUCAAUCGAGGCCAUCCCUCAGCAGCUGAAUGCACAACAUCCAGACAGCAAUACUGUGGAAUCUCUGAAGUCGGAGAGAUCACCCGUAACAGAGAAAAUCCCAAAUGGUCAUGUCCAAGCAGAGCUGUUGCCAAACGGAGAGGCCGUGGUGGAGGGUCAGGAAGCUCACGGAGGCAGAACCCCACCUCUGGCAACUCCUCCCCUGGGUAGCCGCCUUGCCGACUCCCCCCUGAGCGCACAGCUGGAUCCAGGUGUGGCCUCUUUCCCUGACAGCCUAGAGAAGUCUGAGGCAGCUCUUGCAGAGGGCUCUAUUCACAAGGGUGACGCAUUGCAAUCGCUCAGACUAAGUAUUCCUAUGCAGGAGACCGAAUUGUCUUCAAAAGAGCCAUCAGUGGAGAUGGAAAAUGAAGAAAAAAUUCGCCAGGAAGCUCGCCGGCGUCUAGAGGAACAGCUCAAACAAUACAGAGUACAGCGGCACACAGAGAGAACCAGGCGAUCCACUCCUAAGAGCCGCCUAUUUAGCACUUUGGACCCAGAGCUCAUGCUCCAUCCCGAGGGUCUCCCAAGGGCCAGUACUGUUGCCAUGACUACGGAAUACUCUUUCCUGCGCACCAGCGUUCCUCGUGGUCCCAAACUGGGAAGCCUAGGAAUCCCCUCCAGCAAGGAGAAGAAAUCCAAAUCAUCUCGUUCCAGCAAGAUCCACUCUCUCGCUGACUACAAAACUCCCGAAUCUGACUUUAAAAGCGCAGAAGCACCUGGUGGGGUAGUUUCUGUGUCUGCCGACUCAUCAUUUAGCUCGCUGCAUUCCUCCAUCAGCUCAGUUUCCACCAUUUCGCAAAUCAGCAUCAGCUCUGAGACCAAAAGCCGUUCGGAAACAUCUCAGCUAAUCCGAGACAACGUCUCUGAGGUGGAUGGCAGCGAAUCAGGUUUCAAAGCUGACGGCAAUGACAGCGAUAGCUCGUCCUAUAGCAGUGUGUCUACUACAGGGACAUAUAGUAUGUUAGCUGCAAUAGCGAACAAGCCAAAGGCUCCAUAUACCGUUGAAGGGAGAGAGAUUGCUCCAGAAGCCAUGGGCCACUUUCCAUCACUGCAGGAAGUCCUGCAGGCAGCCACUGAAGAGAGACACAUGGAAGAGCUGGAGCAGGACAGAGAGGGCAGCGUAGAGCCUCGCAGUCGCAGGGACAGCUUCUCCAGCAGCGUGUCAUUUGGGAGUUCUGUGAUGGGGACUCAUGAUGAGAUGCUGCAAGUGCUAAAAGAGAAAAUGAGGUUAGAAGGACAACUGGAGUCUCUUUCAUCAGAGGCCAGUCAGGCUCUGAAAGAAAAAACGGAGCUCCAGGCACAGCUGGCUACAGUAAAUGCUCAGUUGCAGGUCCAGGUGGAGCAAACCCAGGCCAGUCAGGAGAGGCAGAGCACCCUCACCUCUGAGGUCACCACGCUACGCUCCAACUGCUCUGCACUGGAGAAGGCUAUGGUGGAUCUCCAGGGCAAUCUGGAGGGGAAGAACGCCAGCCUGGCCUCACUGGGCAAUGACCUGCAGCUGGCUGAAGAGCAGUACCAGAGGCUGAUGGUCAAAGUGGAGGAGAUGCAACAGAGCCUGAAUACCAGAGACAACACAGUCUCUGAGUUCCGGCAGCAGAUGGGAGGCCUGCAGACACAGCUUCAGCGGGUCCAGAGCGAGAGGAACGCUCUGCAGAGCAGACUGAAGACCUCGCAGGCAGAAGUGGACUCCCUGCAGCAGCUCCGCAUCUGGUACCAGCAGCAGCUGAGUAUGGCACAGGAGGCACGUGUGCGACUGCAGGGAGAGAUGGCAAACAUGCAGGCCGGUCAAAUGACUCAGAUUGGUGUGUUGGAAAAUCUGAAGAUGGAGAACGUUACUCUGUCUCACAAACUCACAGAGACGAACCAUCGCUCUAUAAAAGAGAAGGAACGGAUUGCUGUACAGCUACAGAGUAUAGAGGCGGACAUGUUGACUCAAGAAGCAUCCAUACAUCAAAUCCAGGAGGCAAAGACGAUGGUGGAGGAAGAUCUUCAGCACAAGCUGGAAGAGUUUGAGGAGGAGCGAGAGCAUCUUCUCAAACUUGCUAAUACAGCCACAACACUGGAGAGAGAGCUAGAGCAGGUCAAACUCAUUCUCUCCCAAAAAGACGCCCAACUGGAGUUGUUACAGCGUGAGCACCUAGAGCUGAUGAAGCAGCUAACCACUACUCAGGACAACCUCCAAACCAAAGAACAGGCCCUUAAUCAGCUGGAGGCCCGUUACCAGGAGCUCCAGGCCCAGCUGGAGGAGCUACAAACUGACGCCACAGCUAAAGAGGAAACCCUGCAGUUUCUCCAAAAUGAGAAAAUAGUCCUGGAAGUGGCUCUGCAGGCAGCACGGGCAGAUAAGAGCGAACUGGAUGAAGGAGCAGAGAGGCUUGGAGAGGAAGUGCUGUUGGCCUCAGACACACUUGACCAGCUUAGACAGGAAGUGCAGGUUAAAGCAACACAGAUUGAAGCUCUAAAGCAAGAGAAUGGCACCCUCAAAAAACAAGCACAGAAACUGAAAGAGCAGUUCAUGCAGCAAAAGGUGAUGGUCGAAGCUUACAGGAGAGACGCCAGCUCCAAAGACCAGUUGAUCUCUGAGUUGAAGGCUUCUAAAAAGCGUCUGGUGGUGGAGGUGAAGGACCUGAAGCAGGAGCUGUUAAGAAUGGAGGGAGAAAAGAAGAGUGCAGAGCAGGAACAGGAUCGCCUUCAGAAGGAAGUGGAGAGAGUCCAGCAGCAGAUGAACAGCCUGGAAGCCCAUUUACUAUCCGUACAGACAGAGAGAGACCAACUUGACUCUCAACUGCAGUCCCUUCAGUUUGACCAGAACCAUCUGGAAUCCGUGACCGAAGAGAAUGAAAAUCUGAGGAAGAGGAUUGAACAAAUGCAAGAUGAAGCCAAGACCGCGAUCUCAGAGCAGAAGGUGAGGAUGAAGCGUUUGGGCACAGAUUUGACCAGCGCACAGAAAGAUAUGAAGGCCAAGCAUAAGGCCUAUGAGAAUGCAGUUGGCAUUCUGAGCCGCAGGCUACAGGAAGCUCUCGCCGCCAAAGAGACAGCUGAGGUUGAACUUGACAAACUCAAAGCUCAGGUUUCAGAGGGAGGAAAUAGCCUGGAAUUUCAGGCCAAGGUGGAGUCCCUGCAAAGAGAGCUGGAGGCAGUGAGCCAGAGUAAAGCCAUGCUGGAGAAAGAGCUACAGGAGGUCAUCAAUCUCACCAGCACUGAGCUGGAGGAAUAUCAGGAGAAAGUGAUGGAACUGGAAGACGAGCUCCAAGAGUCACGAAAUUUUAAAAAGAGAAUUCGUCGCCUGGAAGAUGCUAAUAAGAAGCUUACGCUUGAGCUAGAGCAUGAGAAAGGGAAACUCUCCGGGCUUGGAAAAUCCCACAGUGCAUUGCGGGAACAUGCCAAUAUUCUAGAGGCUGCACUGGCAAAGAGAGAAGCAGAUCUUGUCCAGCUCAACUUGCAGGUUCAGGCAGUAUUAAAGCGUAAAGAAGAGGAGGACCAGCAGAUGAGACAGUUGGUGCAAACGCUCCAGACUGCUCUGGAGAAGGAGAAAAUUAAAGUCAAGGAUCUGACAGAGCAGGUGGCGGAGGCCAAGCUGGAGGCAGCCCAUAACCGCAGGCACUACAGGGCAGCCAUGCUGGAGCUCAGCGAGAUCAAGAAAGAUCUGCAGGCCAAAGAGGAGCUUGUCAAAGCCCUGCAGAAAGAGGCUAAGACACUUGCAGCUCAAGAUGAGAAGCACUCCGAGGAGGUUUCUCAUUUCCAGGAGGAAUUAGCUGAUGCUCAUGCUCAACUCCAGAUCCUUCAAAAACAACUUGAUGAUGAGCUCAACAAACAACCCCUCACUAACCAAGAGGUGGAGGAUCUAAAGUGGGAGGUGGAGCAGAGGCAGCGGGAGAUCGAGACACAAAAACAGCAGCUGGAGAUGGUGGAACAGUGUCACCAUAGAGAGAUGGACACCCUGCAGGACAUGCUACAGAGGAUAAAGGUGGAGCUGGAGAUGGUGCAGGAGGAUCUCAACGGCACGCGGAAGGAUAAAUUCAUGCUGCAGGCUAAAGUGGGAGAGCUGAGGAGCAGCAUGAAGACUGUUCUUCAGCAGAACAACCAGCUCAAACAGGAUCUCAAAAACAGCAGGCUCAGAAAGCGGAUGGAUCUAAAGGGGGAAUCGACCCCAGUGACGCCAGUAAAAAUCCCAGACUGCCCUGUUCCUGCUUCACUUUUGGACGAACUGUUGAAACCCUCAACAUCCGUCAAUAAGGAACCUCUCAAUAAUCUCCACAACUGUCUGAGACAGCUAAAGCAGGAGAUGGACAGCCUUCAGAAGCAGAUGGAGGAACACACGGUCACAGUGACGUCAUUAGCCAGCGCAGAGGAGGAGCUCCAAAAACUAGGGUUUCAUGACAAUAUCAGCAACGAUUCGUCUAAUAAAGAAGAGAAUGAAGAGAUACCGGGGGAGAUGCAGCCCUCGUAAUACACAAAGAAUCCUUAAAGACACUGAGGAGAGAGUUCGGUUUUAUCUUCAUGGGCACUUUUAAGUUUCUUUGUUUAUUUUCUUUAAUCAACUGCCAACAUUUGGCUUUAUCCUUACCUAACCAAGAUUGUGUAACAAAGUGUUUCUUUAUACCACAGCUUUAUUUUUGGGGGGUCAUUUUGGUGUUGAAAUUACUUUU